Messenger RNA from Onychomys torridus (southern grasshopper mouse), 2481 nucleotides. RefSeq names its product zinc finger protein 692 (gene Znf692). Gene Ontology annotation, biological process: regulation of transcription by RNA polymerase II. Gene Ontology annotation, cellular component: chromosome; kinetochore. The record is from RefSeq and is a predicted model, not a curated record. The coding region runs from base 202 to 1815 and encodes 537 amino acids. The transcript is spliced from 12 exons. Gene Ontology annotation, molecular function: chromatin insulator sequence binding. Lineage: Eukaryota; Metazoa; Chordata; Mammalia; Rodentia; Cricetidae.
CAGGCCCCUGGCCUCCCGCUGCAAGUCCGGGCUGCUGCGUCGGACGCCAAGGGGGACGGUUUCUUCUUAAAGGAGAAACAGCAGCGGCGCGCGCGCGGUGGGCCCCGGUCUUCCCGCGGCUCUCGGAGGGAGCACGCGGGACCGGGAGGCGCACGCGCAGUCUAGGCGAAGGCGGGUUGGGGUGCGCAGGCCCGGGCGCGCAUGGCCUCUCCGGUGGCAGAUGCAUCCCGUCGGCGGCGGGAGAAGCGUAGGCAGCUGGACGCGCGCCGCAGCAAGUGCCGCAUCCGCCUGGGCGGCCACAUGGAGCAGUGGUGCCUCCUCAAGGAGCGGCUGGGCUUCUCCCUGCAUUCACAGCUCGCCAAGUUCCUGUUGGACCGGUACACUUCUUCAGGAUGUGUCCUCUGUGCAGGUCCAGAGCCGCUGCCACACAAGGGUCUGCAGUACCUGGUGCUCCUGUCUCAUAGACACAGCCGGGAGUGCAGCCUAGUGCCUGGGCUUCGGGGGCCUGGAGGUGGAGAUGGGGAGCUUGUGUGGGAGUGCUCAGCAGGCCACACAUUCUCCUGGGAACCUUCUUUGAUUCCUACACCUUCAGAGGUGCCUAAGCAGCACCCCCUUACACACACAACUGAGAGAACCUGGUGCUCAGAGGCCAGGAGGAAGCAGGAGCCUGAAGGUUUGGAAUGUGAGCAGCAUAAAAGAACUCAAGAAACCAGGCUGUCCAGGGGAGUAGAAUCCCCAUUGGAGACCUUCCCACCCCCAGGAGAGGAACAGGAUGUGGAAGAAGAGGAUGAGGAUGAGGAUGAAGAGCUGCUCAGUGAUGCCAGCCCAUGGACCUACAGCUCCUCCCCAGAUGACAGUGAACCAGAUGUCCCUAAGCCGCCUCCAUCCCCUGUUACUCACACACCUAAGGAGGGAGAGAUCCCGCCAGCACCUGCAACUUUCCCCACCCCUUGUGCUGUUCUUGCCUCUUUGGGUUCCACAGCUGUGCUGACAUCAGAUGCUGAGGUGCAGCUGGAACUCAGCAGAACCCCCCAGGCCUCUGUAGAGCUGCAAAUGACCGAAUCUCUGGACAGUCCUGGGAGUCAGGCCCAGUCUGCUCCAAACCCAACCUGGGAUGAGGACACUGCUCAGAUUGGGCUCAGGAGAAUUAGGAAAGCUGCCAAAAGAGAGCUGAUGCCCUGUGACUUCCCUGGCUGUGGAAGGAUCUUCUCCAACCGGCAGUAUUUGAAUCACCACAAGAAGUACCAGCACAUCCACCAGAAGUCAUUCUGCUGCCCCGAGCCAGCUUGUGGGAAGUCCUUCAACUUUAAAAAGCAUCUGAAGGAACAUGUGAAGCUGCACAGUGAUACCCGGGACUACAUCUGUGAAUUCUGUGCUCGCUCUUUCCGCACUAGCAGCAACCUUGUCAUCCACAGACGAAUCCACACAGGAGAGAAGCCCCUACAGUGUGAGAUAUGUGGGUUCACUUGCCGUCAGAAGGCCUCUCUAAACUGGCACCGACGCAAGCAUGCAGAGACGGCAGCUGCCCUGCGCUUUCCCUGUGAAUUUUGUGGCAAACGCUUUGAGAAGCCAGACAGUGUGGCAGCUCACUGCAGCAAAAGCCACCCAACUCUGCUCCCUGCACACGAGUCACCUGGCUUUUUUGAGUCUAGUCCCAGCGUCUCUGCCACUGAACCCUUGCAAUCUCCUGAGGGGGCUGGCCUAUUUUCCUCUUCUGACUCUAAUCUUGCCCCCUCAACAGCCAGUUCUUCACAACCUGGCGUGGUAGACCCUAGGGAUGCAGAGAGAAGUCAGACGGUGGUCCCCAGGAACUAGGUAUUAGGAGUGAAGUUAAAGGUAUGGCACAACUGGGCUCCAGAUACCUUGUUUUAGCCUUCCUCAAGGACACAAUAAAUGGUAUUUUAUACAAGUGUAGGCAGAACAUAUGCUUUGGUGCUACAGACUUAACAAUCUGGGAAUCUUUUGACAACAGGAUGUUAGCUAUGCCAGAAUGUAGUAUAAGACAACCUUGCUCACAAGCUCAACUUCUUUCUAGACCUUUCCUGUAGAGUAUAACAUCUGCCUUGGUCUAGGAGCAGGCUGGUCCAGGAGGCAGACAGAUGACCUUCUCUUGUCUAGCAUUUGCCUGUGGUGGGCCAUGCAGUCUGGCCUUCUGGUGUAGAACCAAGCCCUGCAGCAAAACGGCUGAACUAGUUAAUAGUGGAUGGGUUUUUGACAGGUAACUGGACUGUAGAUCAUGACUUGUCAAGGAGUUAGUCCUUUGAUAAGUUCAUAGCUGAAGGCCUAUUAGGUAGUGAGGCCACAGUCCUGGGGAAAUGCCUUGAAGGGUAAUCUUGUUCCUGUAUACUUCCCAUAUUUCCUUGCCCUGAAGUGGGUGGCCUCCCAUGCCUUUUGGCUUUGCUUCAAGCUCACAGAAGUGGAACCAGCUGACAACGGAAUGACACUACUGAAACCACGAGCCAAAAUAAAUCUUUAAGUUGA